Canis lupus familiaris (dog) is the source of this 2230-nucleotide messenger RNA. RefSeq names its product TraB domain containing (gene TRABD). Bases 130 to 1263 code for a protein of 377 amino acids. The transcript is spliced from 10 exons. The record is from RefSeq and is a predicted model, not a curated record. Lineage: Eukaryota; Metazoa; Chordata; Mammalia; Carnivora; Canidae.
CGGCCGCCCCGCCCCCGGUCCUGGCCCCGGUCCGCCCCGUCCGGUGGGGCGAGUAGCCGCAUGGAGGCCGGCUGAGGAGCACCGCCCAGCCUCGGCUUCGCUCGUCGGUGCAGGAGCCGCCGCCCAGCCAUGGAGGGGGAGGAGGAGCAGCCACCCCAGGAGGCCGACGUGGAACCUAUUGUGACAGUGGGGGUGUCAGAGGUGGUGCCCAGGGUGCUCGCUGGAGAAGCCCAGAACCUGUCCGACGCGGACGCGCUGACCCUCCUCCUGGAGAUGAAGCUGAGGAGGCGGCGGGAGCGGCCCAGCCUGCCACGCACCGUGACCGAGCUGGUGGCGGAGGACGGGAGCAGGGUGUACGUGGUGGGCACGGCACACUUCAGCGAUGACAGCAAGAGGGACGUGGUGAAGACCAUCCGGGAGGUGCAGCCCGAUGUGGUGGUGGUGGAGCUGUGCCAGUACCGCGUGUCCAUGCUGAAGAUGGACGAGAGCACGCUGCUGCAGGAGGCCAAGGAGCUCAGCCUGGAGAAGCUGCAGCAGGCCGUGAGGCAGAACGGGGUCAUGUCCGGACUCAUGCAGAUGCUCCUGCUCAAAGUGUCGGCGCACAUUACCGAGCAGCUGGGCAUGGCUCCCGGCGGCGAGUUCAGGGAGGCCUUCAAGGAGGCCAGCAAGGUGCCUUUCUGCAAGUUCCACCUGGGUGACCGGCCCAUCCCCGUCACCUUCAAGAGGGCCAUCGCGGCGCUGUCCUUCUGGCAGAAGGUCAAGCUGGCCUGGGGCCUCUGCUUCCUGUCAGACCCCAUCAGCAAGGAUGACGUGGAGCGGUGCAAGCAGAAGGACCUGCUGGAGCAGAUGAUGGCGGAGAUGAUCGGCGAGUUCCCCGACCUGCACCGCACCAUCGUCUCAGAGCGCGACGUGUACCUGACCUACAUGCUGAGGCAGGCCGCCCGGCGCCUUGAGCUGCCGCGCUCCUCUGACGCUGAGCCCAGGAAGUGUGUCCCCUCUGUGGUGGUGGGCGUCGUGGGCAUGGGCCACGUCCCGGGCAUCGAGAAGAACUGGACCACCGACCUCAACAUCCAGGAGAUCAUGACCGUGCCCCCGCCGUCCGUCUCCGGCAGGCUGUCCCGGCUGGCCGUCAAGGCCGCUGUCCUGGGCCUGCUGGGCUACGGCCUCUACUGGAUGGGGCGCCGCGCCACCAGCCUGGUCCUGUCGCUGCCCGUCGCUCAGUACUGUCUGCAGACGGCGUCCACGGCCCGGCCGCACAAAUAGGAAGGACAACCUCCCGGCCGCGCCUGGGUGGCAGCCCGGGGGCGCUGGGGCCGGCCCCCCCACCAAGGAAGUCCCGGGCGCCACCCCCCGUGGGGGUCCCCACCCAGCCACGCCUGCCCCCCAACCCGCCCAAAUAAAGAAUUAUUUAACUGCUCUGAGCUCAGGCCUCCCCGCAGCCCCUCCCUGCCCCCGCGGGACCGCUCCUGGGGUCACGGGCUCCCGCGCGUCAGGACAAGCUGGCAGGAGGGGCCACGGGGGCACAGCCGGCCGCCCCUACCUCACCGUGCCUUCCCCUCGCGGGCAGCGACUCGCGGUGGGCUCUGGGCCGUCGGGGUCCCAGCGAGGCAAGCGCCGAGCCGCUCCCUGGGGCUCUAGGGGCGCCGCUGCGAUGGGGCGCUUGGCCCGGCGGGGGCCGCCCACGGGUGCCGGCUCUGCCUGCAGAGACUGCUGUGGGCUUUUAAAAAUGUCUGAAAUUUUUUUUUACUCAGGUAAUUUUAACUUAAAACGAACUGAAGCAAAUGUCAGGAAAUACUAGCCUUAAAUCCCACUGGGACAAAGGGUGUCAGGGCGGCGCAGGCGGGGCGCGGGCAGGCGAGCCCGUGGGAGGCGGCGCAGGGUGGCCCCUGGACGCGGCCCCUCCGUCCCUCCGCUCGCUUACCGCUGGGACCCUCCCCGGGGCUGCCCCGCGCUGCCUCCCUGACACCUGGUGCGUGGUCGCCACUUUGCACACAUGCAGCAGAUGCCUGCCCCCCCCGACCCCCCACGCGGGGCUCCUGGUCCAGGCACGUCCAGGGGGGUGAUGCAGCAGCCCCGCGGGCCGGGGAUCACGCGGGACUGUUUGUGUUGACUCCGUGUCCGACCAAAUCCGGGGCAGCCUCGGCCGUGAGCCGCGCCGGACGGUGUUCUUCCUGUCACAUACACGCGUGUACUCGUUCCUUAGAAACCGAAAUAAAGUCUAAUUUUGGAA